Messenger RNA from Patiria miniata (bat star), 3519 nucleotides. Its product is annotated as retinol dehydrogenase 11-like. Lineage: Eukaryota; Metazoa; Echinodermata; Asteroidea; Valvatida; Asterinidae. The transcript is spliced from 4 exons. The coding region runs from base 105 to 1700 and encodes 531 amino acids. The record is from RefSeq and is a predicted model, not a curated record.
CCAGUGCCCGCGAUAUGCCCAUGUCCACAAAGCGAGCGGUAGGUUUCACGAGACGCCAUUUUGUAUUUUAAAACGAGGCUUGAGUCUCAUGAUAGUGCACCAAGAUGACUUACUGCUGUGUACCGGGUUGCACACACUGCACGCGUAGUGUCCGUAAACAGUUUUCCUUUCAUCAACUUCCCACAACGAGCCAUGGCAUGCGAAUGGAAUGGAUCUACAGAAUAAGACACAAUGCAUGCAAGAACGGUGCUACUGCUAAUUUCAAGGUUGGAAAGAAUACAAGUGUAUGCUCAGCCCAUUUCAAGCCAGAGGACUUUUCGAGAACACUUAAUGGACGUUGGAAGCUGAGACCAGGGGCUGUACCAUGUAUUUUCCCGGAGAGUGCACCAAAGAGGCGAAGGGUUGGCCGGAAGAAGAAAACCUCAAGCGAGGCUCUAACAAUCAGCUGUGAUGACAACCAAACCAGCCAGGCAAUCGGCAACAAAACUGGCGAACCGAAACUCAACACAACCAGCCAACUGAAAGGCAACAAACCCAGCAAAUCAACAGGCAACAAAACGAGUGAUGCAUACCGAAACAAAACAGACAAAUUGGAAUGUAACAGAAAACCCGAUAAAUUGGGCAGCAACAAAAUUGGCAAAUCAGAAGCCGGCGAAAGUGGCAUUCAGUCAUUGCACCAUGACCACACCUACCCUGAUCAACAGAAUCUGGAAAAGAAACAGACUAUGCCCGAUGAGAGGUUGAACCGUUUGGAGAGCAUCUUAGAGAGGCAAGAGAUUGAUAGAUUCGGCAUCCAGCGCAUCACCUCCGACCCAGCAAUGCUGCACUUCUACACAGGCUUCGCUGACUACAAAACCUUCAAGGCCAUUUAUGAGAGCAUACAACCAUCCGCGGAAAACAUGAUGGGUUGGUUGCAGGACAUAAGGAGUGAGGCAACCCAGGGGGAUUCCCUUCCCCUGGUGGACCAGUUUCUCAUGUUCCUGUGCCGAGUCAGAGCGGACCUGUCCGAGCGAGAACUUGCCCUGAGGUUUGACCUAUCCGAGGAGUCCGUGAACAGUGUGGUCGCAUCGUGGGCCAGUUUGCUCUACUUUGCUUUUAGCUCUCUAGUCAUCUGGCCCCCACGGGACCAAAUCCAGAAGAACUUGCCAGAAUUUGUCAAAGCCACGUACUCUAAAGCAAGGGUCGUACUGGAAUGCAGCGAGGUGAGGGUGGAGAUCCUGAGAUCAAAGGCUUCACCCCUGGAGUCGACCGAAGCGAGCUGUUCAAGUCACACCACAUUAAAAGGUCUGGUUGGUUUGACACCAACAGGCUCCCAUUCAUUCAUCAGUCGGCUCUACGCCGAGGGAGUAUCGGACCAAGAUAUCACCACCAAAUCAGGAAUCCUUGAUCUCCUAGAAAAAGGAGAUCAAGUCCUAAUGACACACGAAGGCUUCCCCAUGGAAAAGCUCUUACGAGACAAGGGCUGCACUCUCGCGGUCAUCCCUCCUUUCCUGCGAGACAGAACACGGUGUGAUGCGCGCAGCAACAUCGCGCCAACGUACCAGAUCGCGAGGUUGAGAAUACACAUCGAGCGUGUGUUCCGACGUCUGAAGGAGUUCCACAUAUUUGACGGGGUGGUGCCAAGUGGCCUCGCUGGUGCUGUGAAUCAGAUCUGGACAGCAUGCUGUAUCCUCGCCAACUUCCAGGGAAAAGUACUUUGAAACUGUAGCUGCAAACAGAACACACUGAUUCAUGAAGCCCGUCCCAUGUUUUGACCAAUCACACUCAGUCACAGCUGUGGUUAAUGCUGGACAUGCAUUGAGAAAAGUCUGACACGCAUGCCACACUGGAACCUGCAGUUGUGCCAUUGGAGAGGCACAUGUGCGCAACGGGUGGGGCUUACUGGAUUGGUCUAUCUAGCAAGGGAACAUUAAAAAUUUGUGAUUUUAAUUUUAUUUUAACAAACUAAUAAUGGAACAACUUCGAAUGCUUUUUUGUAGAAAACCAACAUUGAAACAUGAAAAAAUAUAGGCUACGCAAGUAAAAUAGUUCCAAAUAGUUCUGUUUUAGGGCUGUGCAUAGGAACCGGGUACCCGAGUACCCGACCGUUGAUGUCAGGAACCGGUUCCAGAUUAUGGGAUCGGGUAGCCGUAACCAUCUUAACAAAUUACUUAUUAACUUCUUAGACAGUAAAAAAGAAAGGCUUUGAGCGUCAUUUGUGGGGAAUUUUCAAAAUGAAAACCAAGCUAAAUGGGAAAACAAAGCAUAUUUCACGUUAAUGACGCUCACGAAAGUUGCAGUUUACCCCGUAAAGCUAUAAGCUUACUGUACACACUUUUAUCUUGCUGUAUUGAUGUACUGGUGUGAUUUAGAAUGGCUAAUCACUGGAAGUCUUUUCGUGCAUUUGGUGUGCACAGGGGAGACAGUCGGGAAGUCAGUCAGUCAGUCAGUCAGUGAGAUUGGCGCAAAGAGAACACAAGGAUUGCCGAAGGUUUUUUUUUCUUCUCAAUUUCCGGUAUUUGUUGAUAUUUUAAAUUUUUGAUUUAUCUACUACAAUUUUCUAAUGAAACAGUGUAAAAAUCAUGGAUUCAAAGUGUUUUUAAGGAAAUACAAUUGGCACCUUUAUUCUCAUGACUACAAAACUGGUCAUCAAAACUUUUAGUGGCCUUUUUUCUCACUAUUUUACUUUUCUGACAUGUUGAUAAAAGCGAACUGUAAACAGCCAUAACUUGUCAACAAAAUAUCUGAUUAAGUGCAUCAAACAGUAUUGUAAGGAGGAUUAUAUUCCUAAUACCUGCAACCAUAUUGAUGAAUGUUCUCAAUCAUCCAGGUAGUUGAAUAUUACACUGAAAUAAUAUAAUCUAGUAAACUGGACUUAAUAUUUAAACUUGCGACUUGAAUAUUUACAGUACAAACCCUCAUUUCGACCUCUGCCCAGUUCUGUCUCAUUUUUCCUGAAUGCCUCACAUUUUGCACAUUUUUUUUUUUUUUUGGCUUGGAAUUUACUAAAGGCUUUUUUUUGUACUGAACGAGAAUCAAUCUUCUCCCCCGACCCCCAAACUGGCCAUGAAAGUUAUGUUUUUGGAGCUCUUGAAAGGUUUUCCAUCCUCGAAGAUGGCUGUCUAGGUAGCUUGAUACAAUGUGCCUUACUCUAAGUCAACAGGUUUUUUUUUCUGGUUAAGGGUAAGAUGACAGUACUGAUGUGUCUUUUUACAGUGGCAAAAUAUGAAUGGCCAUCUUUGAUGGAGUGAGUUGUGAAGAUAGGAUCAUUGAUUAAUAUAGACGAUUUCAUGGAUACUGCCAUCUUUGUGCUCACUUGGUAAUCUUUAUGGGCAUUUUAUUUAAAAUAUGUCCCAUCAUGCUCGGGAUACUGUGGCAUGAUGGGAUGUGUUUAUAUUGAAAUGCUCCCUGAGAUUAUCGCGUUACCGCUUAGAUUGCGGUAUUCAUAAAACAUGACUUUUGAUGUUGCAGACAAAAUGACACUGAUGGAUAUAUAUCCUUUGACACCUGUACAAUAAAAGAUUUGGAUUUCCAUAAUCA